AUGGAAAGUUUAGAUGAUAUUAUAGAAGAUGCGAAUAAAAAUAUUAAAAAGGUGUUUCUAGCAGGGGUUGCACCUGAAUUUCGACAAGAAGCAUAUAUAAUUGGUCUUAAAUUAACAUUGGAUAGAUUGGCACAGGAGCUAGAGUUUGCGCAAAAAGAUGAUUGUUCUUCAAAGCCAGCCAAUAAAUCUCUCUACCCCGCUCUAUUUGUUUCCCGAUUGUGGUACAGAUGCGGUGCUACCAUUUUAUGGAGACGCAUUGAGCUAAAGGGAGGGGAAGCAGAAAAUCGAACUCGAUUAGAAAGAUUUUUAAAAAUAGUACCCGGAGGAGGAAGAAAGCCAGUUUAUAGCUCAAAACUAACUCAUCUUAAAAUAACACGCUACCCUUCACUUUCAAAUAAAAAAAUCAAAGGCAUUGUACAUACUUUCCAAAAUAUAAUUCAUUUAGAUUUCGAAGAAAGUACAGACUGUAUUGGUAAAACUCUAAAGCUAAUAGCGAAAUCAUAUCCAAAUUUGGAGUAUCUUAAUAUAUCUGCUUUACGUUUAAGAUUUAAAUCAGAAAAUGAUAUAGGUUUAUCUGCAAUUGCAAAUUCAUGCCAUAGAUUAGAAUAUCUAAAUAUCUCUAAUCGCACAGAAUUUUCUGAAAUAUCAAUUUGUAAUGUUAUUCGCUCUUGCCCAAGGCUCCAGCAUCUUGACCUUAGCUUUUGUAAAAUUAGCAAUAUAACUAUCGAAGAAAUUGCCAGAUCAUGUCUUAAUUUAAAAUAUCUUAAUUUGAGGGGGUGUUAUAAAAUUAGUAAAGAAGCCGUAGAUCAGCUGGUUUCCUCGCUUAGUCCAAAUAUCAAUAUCGAGAAUUUUGUGGAUACUAUAACGCCUCCUGAUCUCAUUGGGGUGGUUAGAAAUCAUCUUACACAUAACAAUGUUGCUAGUAGACAGAUUUUAGCUCAGAGCCUUCAGAGCCUUUUAGACCUAA
Messenger RNA from Rhizophagus irregularis DAOM 181602=DAOM 197198, 967 nucleotides. RefSeq lists its product as uncharacterized. NCBI's taxonomy places the organism in Eukaryota, Fungi, Glomeromycota, Glomeromycetes, Glomerales, Glomeraceae. The record is from RefSeq and is a predicted model, not a curated record.